This is a messenger RNA of Leptosia nina, 2568 nucleotides long. NCBI's taxonomy places the organism in Eukaryota, Metazoa, Arthropoda, Insecta, Lepidoptera, Pieridae. The record is from the annotation of a GenBank genome assembly.
AUGAGACGAGUAUCCCCUCGUUACCCAGUCGAUCGAUAUUUGGUUGAAAGCAGCAAAACGAUGGAUACUGUUAAGAUAAUAGAUGAUGAUUUAUGGAAUCCUGAACCAGCUCUAAGGCCCGAAGAUGAAUGUAUGUUGAGGAAAUUGCAUGAAAUGCUGCAAUCAACUGCAGAUGACCUGAAAGUUCUGUCUGGAGAGUUGUCGAAAUAUCACGAAACCGGGGUACAAGUAAAAUCACUUCCUACACCAUUAGACGAAGAGUUUAACGAAAAAUUACAUAUUGAAGAAAUUGUUAACGCCAAGUUUUUUGGUCAAAAAAUAGUUGACCCUUCGAACACUACGUCACUUAAGAGCACUGAUUUAGUACAAGAAUUAAUAGCUAGUAAAAUACGAGAAAAUAAAAAUGUCGUUAAGCCUAUCACUAAUAGCAAAAAACCAUCAAAAAUUUUAAAAAUAUCUGGUACUAAAAUAGUUCAUAUACCUGAAUAUACUUUGGAUACUAAAAGUAAUUUCAUCAGUAAUAAUGUAUAUAACAGAGAAACAGCUGUACAGUAUAGUGAAAUCGUACAUAAUCCUACAUAUAGCCAUGUAGACCAAGUAUAUUCUAGCAAAUCGCUACAAAUACAAGAAAUGCCUAAAAUUAACAUCAGGGGGGAGUUAAAAGUACAAAAUGUUUUACUUCUAGACAUAAUACACGAUAAUAAUGAUAUAGUCGAUAGUUCUGAAAUUAAAAAUAAUGUUUGUGUAAUUGCUUUAAACCAUGAAUUGUCUAAAAUGACGCAAGAAGAUAAACAUAAGGUAGACGUAAGCUUUCCCCCAUCAACAACACGAAAAGUAUUUAAAAUGUCGACUCAUGAAAGUAGCGAUUCAUCACAAAACCUAACCUAUCAGCGUCAGAUGAUAAGAAACCCAAAAGUGGUAAAAAAUAAUACUGAAAUAAAAAUUCCUUGUGCUGGAACGAUAAGGAAGGAUACAAGAAAAGCACAUCAAAGUUUAAAUGAGUGGAAGAAAAAAUUAAGUUCUGUCUAUGGACACUCUUCAAAAAAUAAUAAAUCUGUUAGAGAGAAAAAGAAAGUGGACACAAAAUCUGCAACGUCGGAAAGACCAACAUCGAAAAUAUGUAAUAAAAACGGUAAUGUUUUAAAUAACACUGAGUACAUCCCGUAUACAAAGUUGACAUUAGGUGGUGUCAAGGUUAAAGAUAUUGAAAAAGAGCUACCCCAUGUAUCGAGUAAGAAAGAUUAUUCGCUUAGUCCAAUUUUAGAUAAAAUUCUAAGUCGCCAAAAUUCUUUUAGUAAUGAUAAAUCUCAAACGAAAGAGAAAAAAGGCGAUUCAAAAAUCUUGACUAUAUCAGAUGAAAAUUUACUACAAGAAGUAUUAGAUAUUGAAGAAAAAGUAAGUAUAACAUUAUCGUCAAAAACUGUGAACAAAGAGAGCAAUCUCAAAAAUCAUAAAGAGCUCGUUGACUUUUCUACAACUGAAAAAAAUACAUCGAAUAAUAGUCCUAAUGACGAAAAUACCUAUGCUGAUGAUUUUGAGGCUGACAAUUCCGAAGAAUUAUCUGAAUUCAUGGUUUCCGCUUCACAAUCAAAACCACAAAUAGCAGUUCAACGCGACUCCAAUAAAAACAACAAAAAGUUCGCCCAAGAGAGUAACACUUUCAUAAAACAAUCUAAUUUAGCAUUUAAAACGCAAAUUGAUACAUUCGAGUUCAUACAUACAGUAGAUACACAAGAAAGUGCAACACAGAGUAACAUUGCCAGUAAAAUCUGUCUAAAAGAAACUCAAACAUCGCCGAGGAUCGAAAAUGAUAUUCUAAACAUUCACAAUGAUUUAGGUAUCGACCCCAAACGUGAAGUAGAGCGUAUGUUUAACUUAGAAAAAGAUUUUAUUAAGAAACUUAUUGUCGAUGAAUACAGUGAUUUAAUUGAUAACUUAAAUAAACCGUCAAUUUCUAAAAAUUCGAAGGUUAGCGUCGAUAGUAGAAAUACAUCAUUGAUCCCAAAAAAUACGCAGACAUCCCCGGCCCGCGUUAAAAACGUUACGACGUCACCGAUUGCUACAAAGACAAGAACUACGUCACCCUUUACACUGUCCUUGGCGGUUCAUAGACAAACGAGUCCUUUUGUUCCAUCGGAAGGAAACAACUUAGGUUCAAGAGCUGCGUCAGAAAAUUCAGAUGAUUUAGAUAAUGACGGAUUUGAUAUAACAAUAAACCUAUCGUCGCCUCGUUUUAAUUUGCGAUUACCUAAAUCCUCUUCUGAUAUUGCCAAUUGUCAACGAACUUUGGUGAACAAAAAAGUGCGAUCACAAGUCAGUAGCUCCAGUUCUGUAGAGGAUUACACAUCGUCGGAUAUAAGUUUCGGCGAAAUCAAAAGGCAGUUUCGACGGCGGCUGAGAAGGCACAAAAUUCCAUCGAUAUCUGAGCCGAGCUCGUCAGGGUCUAAGAGCUCAAACAACUUAAGCAAUGCACCAAUGCGGAGUGAAGGCGAAAUUAGUGUCCAUCGUUCAAUGUCGAAUAAGUAUAGUAAAAGUGAGGGUGAGAUAAGCUUAGGUCAACUGAAGUAA